CUCUGGCACCCAGGGAACAGUGUGCGUGUCGAGAGCUUAAUCUGCAGGAGCAUAGCCAUGGUGCUCUGGGGUCCAGUGCUGGGAGCUCUGCUGGUGGUCAUUGCUGGAUACCUGUGCCUGCCAGGGAUGCUCCGACAACGCAGGCCACGGGAGCCCCCUCUGGACAAGGGUACCGUGCCCUGGCUUGGCCAUGCCAUGGCUUUCCGGAAGAAUAUGUUUGAAUUUCUGAAGGGCAUGAGGACCAAGCAUGGGGAUGUGUUCACAGUGCAGCUAGGGGGCCAGUACUUCACCUUCGUCAUGGACCCCCUCUCCUUUGGCCCCAUCCUCAAGGACACACAGAGAAAACUAGACUUUGGGCAAUAUGCAAAAAAACUGGUGCUGAAGGUAUUUGGAUACCGUUCAGUGCAAGGGGACCAUGAGAUGAUACACUCAGCCAGCACCAAGCAUCUGAGGGGGGAUGGCUUGAAGGAUCUUAAUGAGACCAUGCUGGACAGCCUGUCCUUUGUAAUGCUGACGUCCAAAGGCUGGAGUCUGGAUGCCAGUUGCUGGCAUGAGGACAGCCUCUUUCACUUCUGCUAUUACAUCUUGUUCACAGCUGGCUACCUGAGCUUGUUCGGCUACACGAAGGACAAGGAGCAGGACCUGCUACAGGCAGGAGAGUUAUUCGUGGAGUUCCGCAAGUUUGACCUUCUUUUCCCCAGGUUUGUCUACUCCCUGCUGUGGCCCCGGGAGUGGCUAGAAGUGGGCCGACUCCAGCGUCUCUUUCACAAGAUGCUCUCCGUGAGCCACAGCCAGGAGAAGGAGGGCAUCAGCAACUGGCUGGGCAACAUGCUUCAGUUUCUGAGGGAGCAGGGGGUACCCUCAGCUAUGCAGGACAAGUUCAACUUCAUGAUGCUCUGGGCCUCCCAGGGGAACACAGGGCCUACCUCUUUCUGGGCCCUCUUGUUCCUCCUGAAGCACCCAGAAGCUAUUCGGGCUGUGAGGGAGGAAGCUACCCAGGUCCUGGGUGAGGCCAGGCUGGAGACCAAGCAGUCCUUUGCCUUCAAACUCAGUGCCCUGCAACACACCCCAGUUCUGGACAGCGUGGUGGAGGAGACGCUGCGGCUGAGGGCUGCACCCACCCUCCUCAGGUUGGUUCAUGAAGACUAUACUCUGAAGAUGUCCAGUGGGCAGGAGUAUCUGUUCCGCCAUGGAGACAUCCUGGCCCUCUUUCCCUACCUCUCAGUGCACAUGGACCCUGACAUCCACCCUGAGCCCACUGUCUUCAAGUACGAUCGCUUCCUCAACCCUAAUGGCAGCCGGAAAGCGGACUUCUUCAAGGCAGGCAAGAAGAUCCACCACUACACCAUGCCCUGGGGUUCGGGCGUUUCCAUCUGUCCUGGGAGGUUCUUUGCACUCAGUGAGGUGAAGCUCUUUAUCCUGCUUAUGGUCACACACUUUGACUUAGAGUUGGUGGACCCUGACACACCACUACCCCAUGUUGACCCGCAGCGCUGGGGUUUUGGCACCACACAGCCCAGCCAUGAUGUGCGCUUCCGCUACCGCCUGCAUCCUACAGAGUGAGCUUGGCCAAGCCAGCUGCAAACCUGGCCAGAGGAGUUCUAUUGCAUCUCUCACCUGUUCUCACCCCUCUGCAGCCCCAAGCCCCCACUGGCCACCCCUCCCUCUGGUCCUGUGGCACCGCCUACCUCUGUUCUGCCUGUCCUCGCUCUCUCCCCGCCUAGUCAUCUGACCGGCUUAUCAUUCUCUUUAAAAUACCAUCUCUCAGAGUGGGUUCUGCUGAACCCUCCUCUCACAGGAAGUCCAGGGGAACGGGGAGUAUCUGUGGGCAACUUGGUUUGGGAGAUGAUGCCUGCCUUGAGAAGUCCUGAGUACAGAAACUGGUUCCCCCCAGACAUGAGUAACAUGGCAUCUUGCAAACAUCAGCCUCCACCCUCCCAGCUUGCUUUAGUUUUUUCAGCAACACUUAUCCCACAUCCUAUGGAAUUCAGGCUCUAGAACAGUGUCAUCCAACAUAAAUAUGAAGCAAGCUACAUGAGUAGUGGGGUUUUUUGGUUUUGUUUGUUUGUUUUGAGACAGAGUCUUGCUCUGUCGCUGAGGCUACAGUGCAGUGGUGCGAUCUCUGCUCACUGCAACCUCUGCCUCCUGGGUUCAAGCAAUUCUCCUGCCUCAGCCUCCCCAGUAGCUGGGAUUACAGGCACCUACCAUCUUGCCCAGCUAAUUUAGUUUCCUGGUAAACACAUUUUUAAAAAGUAAAAUGAAACAGAAUUCACUUUUAUAAUAUACUUUACUUAAUCCAAUAUAUCCAAAAUAUUGGCAUUUCAACAUGAUCACUAUUAAAAAUUUUAACAUAUAGUUUUUACCUUCCCUUUUUCAUCCUGUCUUCAAAGUCUGGUAUGUACUGUACUUUUGCAGCUCUUCCCAGUUCAGACUAGCCACAUUACAAGUGCUUAAUUGCCAUGUGUGGCAGGUGGCUGCCCUAUUGGAUAGCACAGGUCUAGAGAAACAAUACCUUUUUUUUUUUUUUUGAGACAGAGUCUCACUCUGUUGCCCAGGCUGCAGUGCAGUGAUGUGAUCUUGGCUCACUACAACCUCUGCCUCCCGGGUUCAAGUAUUUCUCCUGCCUCAGCCUUCUGAGUAGCUGGGAUUAUAGGCACACGCCACCACACCAGGCUAGUUUCUGUAUUUUUAUUAGAGACGGUGUUUCACCAUGUUGGCCAGGCUCCUCGGCCUCCUUGGCCUCCCAAAGUUCUGGGAUUACAGGCAUGAGCCACUGCGCCCAGCCAGGAUGCCUUUAACGUAGGAAUUAUUCAAGAUCCCUCCUCAGUGCCCAUGUCUCCCCCACCUCAGGGUGCUGUCAACCCUCCCUUGGUUUCCAUGAUCAUUGCUGAACUCAGAGCUUUCUCCUAUCCCCAAACCCUCAUGGGAGUCUCCCAGCACCUCUGACUCAGCUUGGCCAACGCAGAACUUGGCAUCUGAGCCCCUGCCUCUUCCCUGAACCACUCCUCCUCCCGAUUUCCCUGCUCUCUGUGCUCAGAACACUACCAUUCGCCCCAUCUCCCAGAGACACUCUCCCUCCUCCUCUUUUACCUUCAUACAAGCAGGCCCCCAUCCUGUCAGUACACCCCGCUGUGAUGCCUCUGAAAUGUGUACCCUCUUCCUCUCUCCUACUGUCAUUCUUAUACCUGUGACCUCUGCAUUUCUCUUCUACACUGCUGCCAGAGGCCUUUUUGCCAAAAGCACUUCUGAUUGUCACUCUUUUACUUUCCUGGUUCCCCUUUGACUUCACAUACUUGACGUUUAAAUUUUGUCACAGUUGGUCCCCCUUGCCUUCACAUACCUGAUGUUUAAAUUUUGUCACGGUUGGUCUCCAAACUUCUCAACUUUGCCAACUUUCUCCAAUGAAACCAUCCCUAAAGUGGAGGCAUUGCUGUUCCUGCCCAUCCCAGUGCCAGCUACUCCUUCCUGAAAGCCUUCCUGGAUUUCACUCAUCCCACCCUCUGGCCAGAAAUGGCCUCCAAACUGUGCAGCUCCCGCAGCACCAUUUGUAUCAUAGCAUAUCUGUUAGGUGUCAUUGCUUUCUGUGUCUUGGUUUCUGCCUGCUGCCCACUUCCCCAGACUGGAGCGCACUGGGGCAUGGUAUUUUAUUCAUUUCUGACCUCCAAUUCCCUAAGUGGAGAUUAAAUGUUAGAA
Molecule: messenger RNA, 3693 nt
Organism: Nomascus leucogenys (northern white-cheeked gibbon)
Lineage: Eukaryota; Metazoa; Chordata; Mammalia; Primates; Hylobatidae
Product: cytochrome P450 family 8 subfamily B member 1
Molecular function (GO): heme binding; sterol 12-alpha-hydroxylase activity; iron ion binding
Source: RefSeq, a predicted model, not a curated record